This is a messenger RNA of Nematolebias whitei (Rio pearlfish), 657 nucleotides long. Its product is annotated as phospholipase D1-like. Gene Ontology annotation, molecular function: catalytic activity. Lineage: Eukaryota; Metazoa; Chordata; Actinopteri; Cyprinodontiformes; Rivulidae. The record is from RefSeq and is a predicted model, not a curated record. The transcript has 6 exons. Gene Ontology annotation, biological process: cell motility. The coding region runs from base 1 to 657 and encodes 218 amino acids.
AUGCACAAAAUAAAGCUUAGUGAGGUUAAGGACCAGUGGACCGAGUACAUCACUUUCUGUGGACUCAGAACACACUCCAAGCUCUCCGGGUCACAUGUCACUGAGCUCAUCUACGUUCACAGCAAGACUCUAAUAGCUGAUGACCGCUGCUACAUCAUUGGAUCAGCAAACAUCAAUGAUCGUAGCAUGCUGGGCGAUCGAGACAGCGAGCUCGCAGUGCUUGUGGAGGAUGAAGAGAGGGUGCCAUCCAUCAUGGGAGGACAGGAAUACGAAGCAGGACCCCUCACUCUCGCUCUGCGCAAGGAGUGCUUCAGUGUUCUUGUUGGAGCAACAUCUGAUCCCAGCAUCAAUAUAGAUGAUCCCAUCAGCGAUGAAUUUUUCUUUCUGGUCUGGAAUGAAACUGCAAAACUGAACGCCGUCAUUUACGACAAGGUCUUUAAAUGUCUUCCCUGCGACUCUGUUCAAAACAUGCAGCAGCUGAAGGAGUACACCAGCCAAAAACCUCUUUGUAACACAGACGUGGAGCAGGCAAAAGAGGAACUGAAGGCAGUUCGAGGGUUCCUGGUCCACUUCCCCCUGAAGUUCUUGUGUGAGGAAAAGCUGCUGCCUCCAUCAACCUCUAAAGAAGGCAUGGCUCCCUCAACUCUCUGGACAUAA